AUGAUUCAACUAAAGUCAUUAUUGAGUUGUAUCGACAAUUCCGGCGCCUCGGUUGUCGAGUGCGUCAAUGUCCUGAAGAAGAAGCGGGCCGCGACUAUCGGUGAUCGAAUCGUUGUCGUCGUACAGAAACAAAGGGCCGCUGGAUCCGAGGGAUCGGGUACUGCUCUUGCGAACAAGGUCCGUCGCGGUGAUAUCCGACAUGCUGUUGUAGUUCGUGUGAAGAAGGAACUUCAACGGCCAGAUGGUUCUCUGGUGCGCUUCGGUGAUAAUGCCUGUGUGUUGAUCAACAAGGCGGGUGAUCCCAUUGGCACAAGAAUGAAUGGUGUCGUUGGACAAGAACUCCGAAAUAAGCAAUGGUCCAAGAUCUUGUCUCUGGCGCCCGUGCACGUGUAA
Penicillium angulare is the source of this 393-nucleotide messenger RNA. Its product is annotated as mitochondrial 54S ribosomal protein uL14m. Bases 1 to 393 code for a protein of 130 amino acids. The transcript has 4 exons. Gene Ontology annotation, biological process: translation. The record is from RefSeq and is a predicted model, not a curated record. NCBI's taxonomy places the organism in Eukaryota, Fungi, Ascomycota, Eurotiomycetes, Eurotiales, Aspergillaceae. Gene Ontology annotation, cellular component: mitochondrial large ribosomal subunit; ribosome. Gene Ontology annotation, molecular function: large ribosomal subunit rRNA binding; structural constituent of ribosome.